AAGAAAGGAAAGGUGCCACUUGGAUUCAAAGACAUCGAACCUCGCCUUCAUUUGGAUUCAGAAUGGGGAAUAGAGACGACGAGUAUGAUUACUUGUUUAAAGUGGUGUUGAUAGGAGACUCUGGUGUGGGGAAGAGUAACCUGUUGUCUCGUUUCACCCGGAAUGAGUUUAACCUGGAGAGUAAGAGUACCAUCGGGGUGGAGUUUGCCACCCGCAGUAUCCAGGUGGAUGGGAAGACCGUGAAGGCUCAGAUCUGGGACACCGCUGGCCAGGAGAGAUACCGGGCUAUUACAUCAGCGUAUUACCGUGGUGCCGUGGGGGCCUUGCUGGUCUAUGACAUCGCCAAGCACCUGACCUAUGAAAACGUUGAGCGUUGGCUGAAGGAGCUGAGAGACCAUGCAGACAGCAACAUCGUCAUCAUGCUGGUCGGCAACAAGAGUGACCUGCGUCACCUCCGGGCUGUGCCCACCGACGAGGCACGGACAUUCGCAGAGAAGAACGGCUUGUCUUUCCUGGAGACUUCAGCCCUGGAUUCUACUAACGUGGAGACAUCCUUCCAGACCAUUCUGACUGAAAUCUAUCGCAUCGUGUCUCAGAAACAGAUGUCGGACCGGCGAGACAACGACAUGUCGCCUAGCAACAACGUGGUCAACAUCCAGGUGCAGCCGACGGAGAAUAAACCAAAGAUGCAGUGUUGUCAGAGCAUCUAACAGCAUCACCAGUACCACCUGCUACCCCCUGACCCCCGACCCCAAACCCCCUUCUAAAAGACUGCUUUGGUCCUGUUUGUCUGAGACACAGCUGCGUGGCCAGGCUCUAGACUGAGACACAGCUGCGUGGCCAGGCUCUAGACUGAGACACAGCUGCGUGGCCAGGCUCUAGACUGAGACACAGCUGCGUGGCCAGGCUCUAGUCUGAGACACAGCUGCGUGGCCAGGCUCUAGACUGAGACACAGCUGCGUGGCCAGGCUCUAGUCUGAGACACAGCUGCGUGGCCAGGCUCUAGACUGAGACACAGCUGCGUGGCCAGGCUCUAGUCUGAGACACAGCUGCGUGGCCAGGCUCUAGACUGAGACACAGCUGCGUGGCCAGGCUCUAGACUGAGACACAGCUGCGUGGCCAGGCUCUAGACUGAGACACAGCUGCGUGGCCAGGCUCUAGACUGAGACACAGCUGCGUGGCCAGGCUCUAGACUGAGACACAGCUGCGUGGCCAGGCUCUAGACUGAGACACAGCUGCGUGGCCAGGCUCUAGUCUGAGACACAGCUGCGUGGCCAGGCUCUAGACUGAGACACAGCUGCGUGGCCAGGCUCUAGACUGAGACACAGCUGCGUGGCCAGGCUCUAGUCUGAGACACAGCUGCGUGGCCAGGCUCUAGACUGAGACACAGCUGCGUGGCCAGGCUCUAGACUGAGACACAGCUGCGUGGCCAGGCUCUAGACUGAGACACAGCUGCGUGGCCAGGCUCUAGACUGAGACACAGCUGCGUGGCCAGGCUCUAGACUGAGACACAGCUGCGUGGCCAGGCUCUAGACUGAGACACAGCUGCGUGGCCAGGCUCUAGACUCUAUGCUCCCAUGUUGAGGCUGUGUCCAGAUUCUCCACCCUUCCUACCAAAGUGUGGCACACUCCAUGUCAUGGAUUUAAAGGCAUUGGAUUGUAAUCAUUGGCUGAAGGGAGUUUCUUUACACCAUUGUUAAAUCCAUGAUGGGAAGUGUGCAAGUGAACACUUUGAUAAAAGGGUGUAUAAUUAGGGUGCAGCUGUGUCUGAGCCCGUUGGUUCCUUAAGGAUCCCAGUCAGGACUAUACAGCUGUGUCUGAGCUCGGUGGUUCCUUAAGGAUCCCCAGUCAGGACUAUACAGCUGUGUCUGAGCCCGUUGGUUCCUUAAGGAUCCCCAGCUUUUUAUUUUUGCCAUCUUUUAUAUUACUAUAUAGCUAUGUUUUAAUAACCAGACAAACUCUGGAAGAAUCUGCACAGAAAUGUAUUCUUGGAUGUACUAGUUUUGUUAGUAAUAAUGCAGACCUGCCAACAUGCAUUGUACCAUAGGCUUCUAGGCUUCUAUUUGGCACAUUGUGGUUUUUGACUCAACCGU
This is a messenger RNA of Salvelinus namaycush (lake trout), 2093 nucleotides long. Its product is annotated as ras-related protein Rab-11A. Gene Ontology annotation, cellular component: axon; transport vesicle; postsynaptic recycling endosome. Gene Ontology annotation, molecular function: GTP binding; GTPase activity. NCBI's taxonomy places the organism in Eukaryota, Metazoa, Chordata, Actinopteri, Salmoniformes, Salmonidae. The record is from RefSeq and is a predicted model, not a curated record. Gene Ontology annotation, biological process: melanosome transport; exocytosis; neurotransmitter receptor transport, endosome to postsynaptic membrane. Bases 63 to 710 code for a protein of 215 amino acids. The transcript is spliced from 5 exons.